GGGCGGAGCGGGGGGCGGUGGCCGGUGGUGGCGGCGGGGCCGGGCCGGCAGGUGGGGGCCGCCGGGAGGCGGAGGGCGAGGAGCCGGGCGGGCGGCUCGGCGAGCGGGCUGCCGCGGGAGGCGCACGGCGGCGGCGGUCGUACCCGCAGCCCGGGCCGCGGAGGGGCCGGCGGGGCCCCUUGCUGCAGAGCCAGAUGUGCGGGACGGGGGGCUGCGAGGGGCCGGCGGGGGGGUGCUGGGGGCUGCCGCCGCCGCUGCUGCCGCGGCCGGCGGGGGAUCCUUAGCCGUGCGGGAAGCGGGGAAGCCGCGUCGGGAGCUGUUAUUUUCUUCUCCUCCUUCCUUUGCCUUCCCUCUCCUCCCUCCUCCUCCUCCUCCUCCUCACCAAAACCGGGAGAGGAGGCGUGUUCGUAGAGUCUUGCUGCACCGGUUUUGCUUGGUUUCUUGUUGCAGGGUUUGGUUUGCAGGGUGGUUUUUCGGUGGGGAUUUUUUUUCCCCCCCUUUUCUUCUCCCCCCUCCCUUUUCCCUCCCUCUUCUUUGGGCCAUUGCAUGCUCGGAUCCGGCUGGAUCCUUCCUUUUAUUUUCGGCGGUGUCUCUCGGAGGGGGGAAGGGAGAGCUGGGAUGAGUGCAGCUUGACGCACAGGCGAGGGGAGGGGGGGCACCGCCGGCAGCUGCAGCGGUUCGUGGCCGCAGGGUGAGGACGGGAGCGAGCGAGGGGCUCGCUCGGUACCUCCCCCUUUAUUCGCCCCUCUCCUUCCUCCCCUUCUUCCCUCCCUUCCCCCCCUCCCCCAUCCGUCUCCUGCCGGGUCCGGCUGGGAGCGUGUGUGCAAUAUAUUACGUUGCAAGGUGUGUGUGUGUGUGUGCGCGGAGCGGAGGGAGGGAAGGAAGGAAGGACUCGCGAGGGAGCUGGGGCUGCCCGGGCCCCGUCCCCUAUGUGAGUCCCCCCGGGCGGCUGGAUGGCGAUAGACCGGCGCCGGGAGGGGGGCGGCGGGGGCCGGCCGCUGCCGGAGGAGAACGGCUCCGUGCCCGGGGGCGCCGCCGCCGCCCCCCCGGGGCUGCCCCCCGCCAGCGCCGAGAUCCAGGCGGUGCCGGUGCCGCCGCCGCCCCCCGCCGCCGCCUGCAGCCCGCUGCUCCUCGACUACGAUGGUUCGGUGCUGCCCUUCCUCGGGGGGCUGGGCGGCGGGUACCAGCGGACCCUGGUGCUGCUCACUUGGGUCCCGGCCCUCUUCAUCGGCUUCAGCAAGUUCUCGGACUCCUUCCUUCUGGACCAGCCCGACUUCUGGUGCCGGGAGGCGGACGGGCAGGGCAACUGGAGCGAGUCCCUGGCGCCGGGCCACGCCAACCGCAGCGGCAACGGCAGCAUCUUCCCCCCGCCCGGGCUGCCCACCCCCGCGGGGGGCAAUGCCAGCGAGUGCGACUGCCACGAGUGGCACUACCGCAUCAGAGCCGGCCUCGUCCAAAACGUCGUGAGCAAGUGGGAUCUUGUCUGUGAUUCUGCCUGGAAAGUCCACAUUGCUAAAUUCUCCCUACUGGUAGGAUUAAUCUUCGGCCACUUAAUAACAGGAUGUAUAGCUGACUGGGUUGGUCGACGGCCUGUACUGCUCUUCUCUGUCAUAUUCAUUUUGAUAUUUGGACUGACUGUGGCACUCUCAGUGAACGUGACCAUGUUCAGCACACUCAGGUUUUUUGAGGGGUUUUGCCUGGCUGGAAUAGUCCUCUCCCUGUACGCACUGAGGAUAGAGCUCUGUCCUCCUGGGCACCGGUUCAUGAUCACCAUGGUGGCGAGCUUCAUCGAAAUGGCGGGGCAGUUCCUCAUGCCAGGACUGGCUGCCCUCUGCAGGGACUGGCAGGUCCUCCAGGCAGUCAUCAUCUGUCCUUUCCUGCUGAUGCUGCUUUACUGGGUUAUUUUCCCAGAGUCUCUUCGGUGGCUGAUGGCUACGCAACAGUUUGAGGCAUCCAAGGAACUGAUCCUUCAGUUCACGCACAAGAACAGGAUGAACACAGAAAGUGACAUCAAAGGAGUGGUUCCCGGGCAUAGGAUGGACGAAUCAGUGCAUAGGAUGGACGAUGCUGUGGGAAUGAAGCUGUUGUCUGUUCCUCAUUUGUUGCAGAAUUUGGAAGAGCUGGAAAAGGAGAUCACCAGGAGACCAAAGAAAGUCUGCAUUGUUAAAGUGGUGGGAACAAGGAACCUGUGGAAAAACAUCGUAGUAUUGUGUGUGAACUCGCUCACUGGUUACGGCAUACACCACUGUUUUGCAAAAAGCAUGAUGGGGCAUGAAGCGAAGAUGGCGAUCACCCACAACUUCUAUGCGGACUACUACACCAUGGCUGGGAUUGCGCUGGCAUCCUGCCUGGCCAUGUGCCCAGUGGUCGGGUUUCUGGGGAGGAGAGGAGGACUCCUGCUUUUCAUGAUCCUUACAGCCCUGGCAUCCCUUCUGCAGCUGGGCCUUCUCAACUUGAUCGGAAAAUACAGUCAACUUCCAGACUCAGGUAUGAGCGACAGCGUCAAAGACAAAUUCUCUACUGCGUUUUCCAUCGUGGGUAUGUUUUCUUCGCAUGCCGUUGGAAGCCUCAGCGUGUUCUUCUGUGCUGAAAUCACACCCACAGUAAUCAGGGGAGGCGGGCUGGGGCUGGUCCUGGCCAGCGCAGGCUUCGGCCGCCUGACUGCCCCCAUCAUGGAGCUCCACAACCAGAAAGGCUACUUCCUCCACCAUGUCAUCUUUGCCUGCUGUACACUCAUCUGCAUCAUCUGCAUCCUGCUGCUGCCGGAGAGCAAGAACCAGAACCUGCCCGAGAACAUCCCGGAUGGGGAACAUUACACCCGGCAGCCGCUCCUGCCGCACAAGAAGGGGGAGCAGCCCCUGCUCCUGACAAACUCUGAACUCAAGGAUUACUCUGGUCUCCACGACUCGGCAGCUGUGAGCGACGGGAUCUCGGAGAACACCACUGCCAACGGGAUGAAGUCAAUGUAACCGGGCGUAUUUUUUUUUUCUUUCCUUCUUUUUUUGGUUGGGUGGUUUGUUUUCCCUUCUCUUUCUUUUGUAUUUUAUUUGAUGCUGUUGUGCAGGAGGAGCAGCACUUUGGGCAAAGGUGUUUUGCACAGAUUUUACAAACCAGUGAUAAGAGCACAGACUUGGGGUAAUUCAACUCUGCUGCUAAAGCAACUUUUGGCAUCUUCAGCUGUUGUGCAGAUUGCUCUUGAAAAAGUUAUGGGGGAAAAAGACUCAUCUGAGAAAAGACCUGGCUGGAGGUAGCCCUUCAGAACUCUUUUUUUCCUGCCAUUAAAUAUUUAUUUUGAUUUUUUUCUCAAGAAGCACUUUAUUUCCUUUUCCUUUCAUAGAUCACAAAAAUGAAGCCAUUUUAUUAUAAGAGGUGCAACCAUUCCAAGAAAAAAACCAUGGGGGUUGGGGGGGGGGGGGGGUGUUCUCUGUUUUGUUUUUGUGUUUCUUUAAAGGAAAGAGGGAUCCAUGGCAAAGUUGAAUUGACUGAAAUUUAGACUUGUGCAACAUUCUUCUGUCUAGGAAGUCCAAGCGCCCAGGUUGCCUGCUGCGUUUGUAUACACCAAAAAAAAAAAAAACCACCCUGUUGUGACUCUGACUGCAUUUUAGGCAGCUUAUGUUCAUUUUUAUAGCCCAUAUGCACUUAAAAGUUACUUUCUAAAUUAGUAAUUUUUUUUUUCACCAAUGCAGUGAAGAAAAUCCUACCCAAACAAGCUGAUUCUUCAAUGUGAAUCAGCCUUCUGCAUUUUAAGAGUCCAUCAAUCUAUUUUAGAUGGUUCCUGCUGGUUCUUAAUAGUAAUGUAAAUGAUUUGACCAAUGACACAAAAAUCAGUUUUGCCGAGAAUGGCUUUCGUUAGGAGGAAGCCUAGAAUCUCUGACUGACUGCUCCAGGAGGAGAGCAUAGACCAGCAGGGACAAAAAGUAAGGAGCAUGGGCUAUGUUCUGUACUUCUACUCCAAAAGGCAGCGCAGCUGGGAUUCCCGCUCCUGGGAAAUGAGCGUCCUGGCAUUGCCUUAUGUUUUUUUAGAACCAGGGUUUUUGUUUUCAAUUUAAGUGAACAAAAUAUUUAAGUGACUGUCAGAAAGGAAUGAAUUGAUACCCUGUGAAUAAUGACUUAUGGGCUGCUGUUGGCCAUCUUGGGGCUCUAGAGAUGUUUUCUGGUUCUGACCCAAGAAUAUAUAGUGAAUUCACCCAGAUUUGCCCCCUUCCCUAUUUUAUCCUGGUUUUAUAUUCAGGGCAAAAAGUUUACUUAAAUUGGAUCAAUCCUACUGUAGGCUAAGCAAAGCAAACAUCCAGUUUGUCUCGUACUGUGCAGAUGGCACUUUGAUAGGGGCCACUUGACUUCUCUCCUCCAGCCCCCAAACCAACUAUUUCCUUUGGCCAUCAGCUUUUGGUUCUCACUGUGUGAAUAUCGUGAGGAUCUAGUUCAAUGCAAGGACUUUGUAAACAAACAGCUUUCUUGCAUUGUAGUUAACCUCCCUGCUCUCCCUCCCUGCUCUCCCUCCCUCUUCUCCUUUCUCACUCAGGCCAUCCAUUUGUGAUUGCUCAGUAGUGCAGACGUUCAAACAAAUGGAGCAGCAGGAUUUUGAUGUUGUAUUGAGUGUCCAUAUGAUUGCCACUUUGUUUGACGUACAGCUUGCGUUCGUAUGCAUGGAAAGCGCUUGUUUGCACUUUCCUCCUCUACCUUCCCUCCCCCCUUCCUCCUUUGCUGUAUAUAUUGUCGAUUAACUACUGUACCUAACAAUUUCCAUCCUCCAUUAGGCUGCCAAUGUCCUCUUACAGGCCCCAAUAAAUCAGAGAUACGUGCUCCCUGGCAGACAAUGCAGUAGCGCAGCCUCAGAUGCUGACAAGUGCAAGGGGACCGGUAGACCUGCAGAAGCGACAGAGAUUGUUGCAUUCAGAGUAACAAUGUUGUCCUAAAGCUGCUAAUUUUUGCACAGAAGAUGUGGAUAUUUGGGUUCUUCUUGAGCCUGGUAAGAAACACUGGACCUGUUGAUGGUAGUUUUGCCCAAAGUUACACUACUGGUUUUUUUCACCUUUGCUAGACUUGCUGCGACAGCAAGAGCCUGAUCGUCCUUACAUUCAAAUUUUAUUGUUGAGCUUGAGCACAGCUGCUUCUCUUUGUUCUGUGCUGAGACUGCAGUCUGUGUUCACCUAAGGAAAAAACCCAGGCCUUCCCCAUUCAUGCAGUAUUCAUGUGCCAAGUUUGUGCAAUAACUUUUGCCUUCAAUAUGAGUUGCUUGUUGCAAGCCACACACAUUGGGGUGGGGGCGAGUUCACAACAAAAAAUCGAAGUAGCAAAACAAAAGUCUUAACGAAAAAGGUCCUGAAAGCAGAGCAGCAGGGGCAAGUGCUGAGGCGGAGAGCGGCAUCCUGCCAUCCAUCGUGCCGUGGAGCCAGCAGCUCCUUCGUUCACGGUCUCUGCGCGUGUGUGCUCAAGCUAUGGUUACGUCUCUUCUAAACCAUCCACAAAGCCUAUUAAACUGGCUGCUUCCAGCACUGUCAGUGGUCCUGGUGUGCUCACCACUGUUGUCCACAGCGCUUUAUCGUUUCCUGUUCUAGUGGUUGCUCUCUGAUGACAGAUGGGCCCAGGGAAGAGAAUGGUUGUUUAAACUUACCGGCAUUUACAUAGUAAACACACUAGGUGACAGGAACAUGCAGCAAUUUAUUUUUUAAAAAAUUAUGAAAUUCACUUGAUUUGCUGUUUUUUGGGGUUUUUGCCUGAAACCAGGUAGUCAGUACUGAUCUUCUCCAAUGUGGGGAGCCCCGACUUCUAAAGUUGGUCUGGCCCUCUGCCUCUGUCACGACAAUAAAACACAAACUAACUUCCUGCCUUGGCAGCUCCAGUUUUGCUCCUUUUCCUAAAGAGAUGAACACUUCUGUGAUCAUUAUUUUUUUCCAGAUGCUCUCACAGAGUUGGAAAGUUUUUGCUAAGCAUAUCUUGUAUGGAGGAGUCGGGUACCAGGUGAUGCAGCAGGGCAGAAAGGAAACGCGGAGAUGCUUACCCUGCUCAGCCUCGUCCUGGGGCAGGACAGGGGUCUCUGCUGGGGUCCCUGUCUGCCACACCAUCGGCUCCUCGGCCCCAUCUCCUCCACAGCCAUCACCAGGAAAGGCUUUUCUCAGGUGGCUCUUCCUGGCCACUGCAACAGGGGACACGGUCAAAGCUGUCCUGUCCAUUUUGGCCUCUUUCUGUGAACCUUCAGUAACCUCUAAGCCCAUCAGUGGAUUUUGCUUUGGGUUUACCAUUUAAGGGCUUUCUUCCAUCUUUGUAAGUUUAAACAAAAAUGUGAAAGUGACAUUAUGCUUGAUCUUGGGGGUUUUGCCCCCUUUUAAGGUUUCAGCACUACUUUUGUUGCCAGGCACACUGCAAAUGGAUAACGCUAGUUGCCUGUUUGCAAGUGUUUUGUGGCCACUCAGAAAGGCGGCUGUGGGAUUUACUUCUUCGUUUGGUUGAGCAGGCUUUUUUUUUCUUUAAUGGAAGUAUUUUACUAAACUGUUUGCCACUUCCUGGAGCCAAACACUAAAGGUCACCAAAUUGGAAGCAGAAGUGCCAUUAACUGAACUCCGUGAAUGUCAAGUCAAGUUGCGCCUGUAGCUGGCACAUAAGACAAAGCAGGGGGAUGAUCUCCCCUGCCCUAACUCUUUUUUGUUUGUUUGUUUUCUUUUUUUUAAGAAAAAUGACAAACCUCAUUUUAAAUGUAUUGUGUAAAAUGUUUCGGGAAAGGAGUACGGUGUGUUAUGUCUAGUGGGUGAGACCUCCCUCCCCAUCUCAGUUUCUGAUGAAGUUUUAAAGAAUCGUGUUACUGUACGUUUUGAUCAUGAAUAGUCUGGUGGUGCUUCCUCAUAGCACAAGCUUAAAUCAAGUACUGAGAACAGUCUUACAAGCUAAAUGUCUGCAUGAUGUUACAUCUGUUGUACCUACUGAAAAGAACUUUGUAUGUAAAUGUACAGAAUAAAAUGACGUUGUCCCAUCA
This is a messenger RNA of Phalacrocorax carbo (great cormorant), 6970 nucleotides long. The record is from RefSeq and is a predicted model, not a curated record. NCBI's taxonomy places the organism in Eukaryota, Metazoa, Chordata, Aves, Suliformes, Phalacrocoracidae.